Molecule: messenger RNA, 5413 nt
Organism: Cavia porcellus (domestic guinea pig)
Lineage: Eukaryota; Metazoa; Chordata; Mammalia; Rodentia; Caviidae
Product: KIAA0586 ortholog
Exons: 33
Coding region: 536-5266 (1576 amino acids)
Biological process (GO): smoothened signaling pathway
Cellular component (GO): centriole; ciliary basal body
Source: RefSeq, a predicted model, not a curated record
GUUGUGCCUCAGGGGCGGGCUUUAGGGAAGCAGGUCUUAGCCGCGGGCUGCGAAAGCUGUAGUUUGAGGAGGCUCUUGAGCCGUGUUUGAGACUCUGUGGGUGAAGAAAACUGUUGUGAUUUAGGUGAUGUUUUAAAAACAGCCUUUCGAUUUUACCUGCUUGACUGCGUCUUCUCAAGAGAAUUUCACCCCGCCUCCACUUCUGCUGGUUCAGCGCUGCCGGCCCUCGGUUGCAGGAGCGCGUCGCUAUUGUUGCUUCAGUGGCCGUUUUUCUGCUGUCCUUUGCAGAUUUCGACUCAGUAGGAUUAAUGGCGAAAUUGAGCUGAACAUCUUUACUCCUGGGUCAAAUACCAAAAUUUAAACUUCCAGCUUUGUGGAAUUUUCAUUCCCAUUUCUCAUAUUCUUUUAUCGGGUUCUACUGUUUUGCUUUUCUACUCCCUUGGCCCUCGAAGAGAUGACUAUUUCAUUCUGAAGUCUUAGGGACCCAGAAGAAAUUCUUCCAUUCAGAACCUUGGGACUAUUUGUUACUCACAGUAUGAAAGGCUCGGAAGUGAGCCUGAAAAAGCAAAACAGGCUUAAAAUGCCAGCGAGGAGACUUCGUGAGGUCGUUUCUCCAAAUCAGGGAAAUAAUAUAGCUUUGCUGAAGGGUGAGUUGCCCUGUGUUCCUCCAGCGCUGCCUGCAAAUAAACGUCUUCCCGUUCGAAUGGGGACGAGCAUCAGUGGAACAUUACCUGGUUCAUCAGAUUUACCUUCUGCUGGAAAUUAUCAGCCUCUGUUAGAAAAUCCCACUGCAUCUGAAAGUGAUUUUUCUAAAGAUGUUGCAGUGAAGGAGUUACCUUUGGAUAAAACAGAAGAUAGAAGCAGAAGAGAAGUAGAUGACAUCUUUAUUUCUCAGUACUCUGUGGGACAGAAAGAUGCUCUGAGAACAAUUUUAAAGCAAAAGGCUCAAAGCAUACCCAUUUUUAAGGAAGUGAAGGUACAUCUUUUAGACGACGCAGGUGUGGAGAAGGUUGCUGCCCCUCCAGAGGCCAGAGGUUCACCCAGUGGAAUUGAUUCUGCUACUGCUGUGGCUGCGGCAACUGCAGCUGCCAUUGCCACUGCAGCUCCCCUGAUCAAGGUGCAGAGUGAUUUGGAAGCAAAAGUUAAUUCUGUUACGGAAUUACUUAAUAAAUUACAGGAGACUGAUAAACACUUAAAACGUGUUACAGAGCAGCAGACAAGCAUUCAGAAUAAACAAGAGAAAUUGUACUGUCAUGACCAUGAGAAGCAAAUGAACGUAUUCAUGGAGCAGCACUUAAAGCACCUGGAAAAAUUACAGCAGCAGCAAAUAGAUAUCCAGACCCAUUUUAUUAGUGCUGCACUGAAGACCAAUACUUUUCCACCUGCUAGCACGCUUGCCCCCAGAGCCAUGGAGAAGCAUUCCAGAGAACCAGGAUGUCCUUUUGUCGGCGGCAGCAUGCUGUCCUCACAUGAGCCAUUUGCUUCCAAACAAGCAACUUUAAGAAAAGUUGAAGAUACUUAUUUUGAUGAGCAGGAAUCUCCUUUGGAGACACCAGCACCUCGCAGGUUUGCUCCUGUACCUGUUUCUAGGGAUGGUGAAAUGCCAAAGAGGGAAAAUCCUAUGGAAGAAAAAGAAAAUAUGGAAAAAUCAGAUUAUAAAGGAAAUACAAGACUAUUAGGACAAAUUUUGAAUAAUAAUGAUUCUUCCACAAGAAAAAGUGAAUCAUCAGACAUAACCUCACUAAGUAGGUCAAAACUGGGAUGGAAUCCUGAGAGAAGACACAGCUUUGAAGCCCUGUCUUCUCAAAGAUUUCCUUCUUCUGGAGAACCAGGAACAGCUAUAGUGACUGUGCAGAAACCUAAUGAUGUUCUCCAAGAUCUUGGCCAAAAGAGGAAAGAAACCAACAGUGUGCUCCAGAGUUCUUGUAAACUUCAAACAACCAAUACGAGAUCUGUACUGAAAGAUGCUGAGAAAAUUUUGAGAGCAGUACAAAACAACAAAAAAAUGCUUGAGGAAAACCUGGAAGCUAUUAUUCGAGCAAAGGAUGGAGCUGCUAUGUAUUCAUUUAUCAAUGCUUUGUCUACUAAUAGAGAGAUAACAGAGAAAAUUAGGAUCAGAAAGACAGUAGAUGAGUGGAUUAAAGCUAUUUCUGCAGAAAUUCAGGAUGAACUGGCAAGAAAAGAUUUUGAACAAAGGAGAUUUGCUCAGAAGAAUCAAAGGACCCAGAAAGCACAGAUUAUGAGUAAAGAUAUUAAAGCCAACACACAAGACAAAACUGUAAAUAAAUCUGUAAUUCUAAAAAAACCUCAAAAACAAGUAGAGGAUUAUUUUAGAAGUCCACCUGCAAGGAGCAUGGCUGUUUCCAGUUUACAGAAAGAAAGAAAAGCAGGGCCUUUGAAGUCUCCCACGAUGAUACGAGAUGAGGAUUACAUGUCCCAAGUCUAUGGAAAAGCAGUGUAUCAGGGCCAUCGCAGCACUCUUAAAAGAGGCCCGUACCUCAGGUUUAAUUCUACAUCUCUUAAGUCCAAACCACAGAGACCAAAAGUAAUAGAGCAAGUUAAAGGUACUAAAGUCAAGUCAAUACGAACACAAACUGACUUGCAUGCAACAAAACCUAUGAAGACAGACUCUAAAAUGCAACAUAGCAUUCCUGCCUUACCUCAUGGUGAGCAGCAGUAUGUGUUUAGCCCUAGCAGAGAAAUGCCGACAUUUUCAGGUACUCUGGAAGGUCAUCUAAUUCCUAUGGCAAUUCUUCUAGGACAAACCCAGAGUAAUAGUGAUUCCUUACCCCCUGCUGGAGUGGUACACAAGCUACACCCCGUCACUGUGACCACUUCUAUUCCUCCAUCAUCUCGAAAAGUAGAAACUGGAGUCAAGAAACCAAACAUAGCCGUUGUAGAAAUGAAGUCGGAAAAAAAGGAUCCUCCUCAGCUCACUGUACAGGUAUUACCCAGUGUGGACAUCGACAGUGUUUCAAAUAGCAGCGCCCCCAGCAGCUUGCCUUUUCUGUCCAGUCCAGAAGGAGCACCUUUCCCUCUGAUGCGGAUGUGCACACAGUCUCCAGAAUUUAUGAAGGCAAAUGAAGAAGAGGUGAAGUUUCCAGGAUCUAACUUUGAUGAAGUCAUCGAUGUCAUUCAGGACGAGGAGAAAUGCGAUGAAAUUCCAGAGUACUCUGAACCAAUACUGGAGUUUAACAGAAGUGUUAAAGUUGUUUCUACAAAAUAUAACGGUCCUCCCUUUCCACCAGUUCUUUCUACUGCUCAGCCCACUACUGAUAUUCUGGAUAAAGUGAUUGAGAGAAAAAACACAUUAGAAAAUAACUUAAUUCAGUGGGUAGAACAAGAAAUAAUGUCAAGAAUUAUCUCUGGACACUUUCCAGUCCCCUCGCAGACUAAACUUCCUGCCAGCAUCUCAGUCAGUGAGGCCAGUGAGCCAUCUACUCCGGACAUUGUGGAAGGAACCUGUGGUGGUGCCCUCCAACUUUUUGUUGAUGCGGGGGUUCCUGUGAGUUCAGGCACUAUCAGACGUUUGGUGAAUGAUGCUCUUGCUGAGACCAUUGCUGGCAUGCUAGGCGACAGGGAAUCAAAGAAGGAAAGUCCUGUCGCUGCAGGUGUUCCUGGUGAUGUCUCGACAAGUGAAACCCUCUUACUGACAAGAAUAUGUACUCCAGUGGCUACCCCACGGCCUACUCCUCCUUGCUCACCUUCAUCACCUCCUAAGGAGUGUGUGUUACUAAAGACUCCUGAUUCUUCUCCCUGUGGUUCAUAUCAUGAUGUCACUUUUCCAGUGAAAGAAAUCUCUGCUGAAAAAGAGAGAUCUGUAGGACAGGAUAUACCUGCCGUCACACUUGUUAAUACUCCUUCAGUUACUCCAACUGCUACGCCUCCUCUAGCAGCAGCUCUUACCCCAACUUUGUCAGAGACUUCCAUUGAUAAAUUGAAGAUAUCAAGCCCAGAGCUUCCCAAGCCAUGGGGGGAUAGAGACCUACCACUGGAUGAAGAGAACCCUAACUCUUUUCAAGAAGAACUUCUUCACCCAGGAGCACUCGUCAUGUCUGUGGCUAAGGAUGAAGAACCUAGGAGUAUGGACUCGCCGGCUCCACUUACUCCUGCAGAACCACCUCCCCUCACGCAGUUACCUGUGUGUGCCGAGGUCCCUGCCUCCUUGCAGGUGCUGAGCUCCAGCUCAUCCACCCUGGAAAGCACUCUGAGCCUUACCAUUACUGGCAUGGAGACUCUGGACAGGCCCAUCUCGGAAGGGGAGAUUGUAUUCAGCUGUGGUCAAAGAUUGGCUCCCGGGAUUUUAGAAGGUGGAGAGCUUUAUCUGACAAACCUAAAUGAUAGCUUCUCCAGCACUCUGCAUGAUGCCCUUGAAAUGGAAGAUGAUUCUCCAAGUGAAGGACAGGUGAUUAGGAUACCCCAUAAAAAUUUUCAUACAAAUGAAAUUCUUCCUCUUCUUGCUAAACAGAACCAGGAAUUACAAGGUUCACAGCAAGCAGUCUAUCAUUCAGAGGACUUGGAAAAUAGUGUUGGUGAACUUAGUGAAGGACAGAGGCCCAGGCUGACAGCAGCAGCAAAGCAUGUAUUUCUGGGACAGGCUCUCUGUAUGCAGCAGCGCAUCACCAGUGCAGAGUCUGUGAGUCAGCAGUGCACUCAUAAACCAUUGUUGCAGCAGUUUGAUGCUGUUUCAGGUGGUAUUUGUGAAGAUUCCUGUGCUAGUCGUGGCCCAAUGAGUUUGGGAGAGUUGGAGUUGCAGCCAGAUUCCAGUGCUGGUCUUUCCAUAGCACCGCUGAGAGCACAAGGAAGUGUUGUACAUUUACCGGAAGCAGCUGAGGUCUGUCAGCUAAAGCCACUCACAUCUGCCUCUCCAAGAGGUGCUGCACUUUUGAGAGCUGGAGCACAUGGACAGAAGCCUCAGGUGUCCUGCCUACGCUCACUGAAUCAACAAAAGCAAGAUCAGGAUGUUAAGCAGGUUGAACACAUGCCAGUACAAAGUCGUUUAAUGUGUGUACAAAAUAUAUCUGAUAUUUCUCUUUUGCAAGAACAAACUUCACCAGGUGAUAUAAAUCAGAUAAAAAUUGAACCCAGUCUGUAUCUUGCCCCUGCAUUUACAGGUGGCGAGACAGUGCCCUGCUUCACGUCACAGCCAUCCCCUGCCAGAAUGUGUGUGACGCUGCCUGCAGUGAACCUGGAGGCGUGCUCCCCGUCCCUGAGUGCCAGCACCAUCCAGGGGGACGCAGGCUCCUCAGGAACAGACAGCUUCUGAGCCGGUGUAAGCCAGCAGGACUUCCCUGUGUUCGGAACCAUGGCUGUGAGCACAUUCUGGACAACAUUUCUAAUUUUUUAUUGAAAGUGAAAAACAUGAUUUGGGUGUGAAGGCAAAGUUUUUGAAUAAAAUAAAUAUGAACCGUCA